UUCAGUUAUAGUCACUGAUUCAGACUCUUUGAAAAUGAAAUCGAUAAAACUAGGAGAUAUCCCCAGUUCGAAACUGGGCUUCGGCGCCAUGUCAUUGGUUCCAAAUAUCUACUCAACGCCUGGAGAUUUCACAGAUGAAGAUGGCGUCGCUCUUCUCCAACGAGUGAUUAAUUUGGGUAUAACUCAUAUCGACACAGCUAUUCUGUAUGGGAAUGGGCACAAUGAGAAAGUUGUUGGAAAGUUCCUAGCCUGCUUGAAACCAGAAGAAAGAGCGAAGCUUUGUAUCGCUACUAAAACUGGCUUUGACCUUGAAGCUGAUAGAAUCAACAACGAACCUGGAUAUAUUCGAAGGACGUGCGAAGAAUCUCUGCAACGUCUGGGCACUUAUAUAGAUAUUUUUUACUUGCACCGAAUCGAUACUUCAGUUGCGAUUGAAGAUAGCAUGAAAGUUAUGAAAGAACUAAUUGCAGAAGGGAAGAUCAAAUCUGUUGGGCUAAGUGAAGCAUCGGCUAAUACGAUUCGAAGAGCGCAUGCUAUGUGUAAAAUAUCAGCCAUACAACUUGAGUGGUCUCUUUGGUCAAGGGAUGUUGAGGAUGAAAUUGUUCCCACUUGCAGAGAAUUGGGAAUCGGAAUUGUGGCCUAUUCGCCACUUGGAAGAGGGAUGCUAGCUGGAACUGUAAAGAAACGUGAGGAUUUGAAUCCCAAUGACUGGAGAUUACUGAAUCCAAGGUUUGAGAAACAGGCAAUCGAAGCUAAUUUGCAACUUGUGAGUAAAAUUGAGGAAAUAGCUUCCAAGAAAGGGUGUACAACUGCCCAGCUAUCUCUGGCCUGGGUUCUGGCACAAGGCGAUGACGUGGUUCCGAUUCCAGGAACGUCCAAAGUGAAGAAUCUUGAGUCGAAUGUGGGCGCCUUGGAUGUUGUUUUGUCGAAAGAUGAAGUUUAUCAAUUGAGUAAUGCUGUUCCCAUUGCAGCAGUUGUUGGAGAUAGGUACCAAGAAGGGUUUCCAACUUUCAAAGACAAUUAGAUCUAGACUGAAUGCUGUUCACCCUUGCGAUAAUUUAUUUUUACUUUCGAAAAUGUAAAUGUUUUAAAAGUUGAUCUCAUUUUAUUAGAAUGAAGUUUUCCCAUGCAGUAGGGCGUAACCUAUAUUUAUGAUUUAUACAAGA
Molecule: messenger RNA, 1166 nt
Organism: Symsagittifera roscoffensis
Lineage: Eukaryota; Metazoa; Xenacoelomorpha; Acoela; Convolutidae
Exons: 2
Coding region: 35-1024 (329 amino acids)
Cellular component (GO): cytoplasm
Source: RefSeq, a predicted model, not a curated record